Messenger RNA from Triticum turgidum subsp. durum (durum wheat), 411 nucleotides. NCBI's taxonomy places the organism in Eukaryota, Viridiplantae, Streptophyta, Magnoliopsida, Poales, Poaceae. The record is from the annotation of a GenBank genome assembly.
AUGAUCCUGCGUGAUCAUAAAGGUACGGUCAUCUUUGCUGCCAUACGCAUGUUGUUUAACUGUGUUGAUGCCCUGGAAGCGGAGGCGGCAGCGAUGGAUGAAGGGCUCCGGCUUGCUCUCCACUGGACAAACUCACCUCUGGUAGUGGAGAUGGACUGCGCUGAGUUGUUGCAAAUGAUUCAAUCAAGAGACGUUGAUAGAUCACGGUACGUGCACCAUAUAAGAGAGAUCAGAAGGAUUCUGACUCAAGAAAGGAACAUUAGUCUAGCUAAGAUCAGCCGACAUGCAAAUGAAGCGAGUCACACCCUCGCUUGUAUGGGUCGUUCGCAGCAGCGAACUGCAUGUUGGCUUCGAAACUUCCCUGAUGAGAUAGCUAGCAUAGUCAAUUCUGAAUGUAAUCAUCUUGCUUGA